AUGUACUCGGCACCGGCAGGUGUGUGGGACCCCCACCCCCCGUCUAAACAUGGCUCCAUCUCCCCGCUGCGGCCCCCCUCCACCUCACGCCUCACCCAUGUGACCUCCGCCGCCCCGGCCAAGCGGAUCACCUUUUACAAGAGCGGCGACAGCCAGUUCGGGGGCGUCAAGAUGGCCAUCCACAAGCGCAGCUUCAAGUGCUUUGACGCCCUGCUGGAUGACCUUUCCCAAAAGGUGCCCCUGCCGUUCGGCGUGCGGACCUUGACCACCCCCCGCGGCAUCCACAGCAUCAAACAGCUGGAGCAGCUGCAGGACGGUGGUUGCUACCUCUGCUCCGACCGGCGGCAGGCCAAGCCGAUCAACAUGGAGCUGGCGGGGAAACGGCCGGCCAUCUGGCACCAUCACAGCAAACGCCCCCAUCGGCUGGAAGCGCCGCCCUCGGCGCUGCCUGGCCACAUGCCUUACAGGCAGCGACGGAUACUGCUGGUGAAGAACAGCGAGCCGGGGUUCAGGAGGAGCGUGGUGCUCAACAGGUGGUCCACGAGGAGCCUCAGGGCGUUUCUGGAGGAGGUCUCCGAGGCGAUGCAGUUUCAUGUCCGUAGGCUCUACACUGCGGAGGGGCGCAAGAUUGACAGCGUGCAGAGUCUCAUCACGUGUCCCUCCGUGUUAGUGUGUGUGGGCCGGGAGCCCUUCAGCCCCCUGCUAGUAGACUUUAUUAGGAAGAGUUCCGACGAGAAACUGCCUGGUCUGGGCCCCAGGACCCCUGGGAACGGGGCGCGCUCCCCGGCCACGCAAGGAAUCCGGUCCCCGCCUCACGGAGCGCGCUCCCGAGCCAGCGAGUAUAGCGAAGGGUACGAGAGCAAGAAAAAUGUGAAUUUUGGCCUGGAAACUAAGAAGAGCAUCAUCCACCCACGCUCCGAUUCCUCAAACCGUUCCACCCGUUACUCUUUGUCCUCAGAGAAGUCGUACACCAAUGGCCUCAGCACCUGCUCCCACUCCCAGGGCCAGCAAGCCAUCAUGAACGAUGACAUCGAAAAGCGUGUCCUGGUCAACAAAGAUGGCAGUCUCUCAGUUGAGAUGAGGGUUCGUUUCCGUCUCCAAAAUGAUGAGACCCUGCGAUGGUCCACACAAAUCAAAAAGUCCCCAUCUGGCUCUCUGACCAAUGACAGCUUAACAUUAAGGGAGGCCCAGGGCUGUUACCUGCAGCAGGGCCAAUCGGAGAGCUGCUCCGACCCAGAUUCUGCCUCCUGUGACCCAGAGGGCACCGAUUAUACCAGUCAGCCGCAGCAGCACGCCCUGGUGGAAAACCACUGUCCCUGCUGCUACCAGAGACAGGAACAGAAUUAUGACUUGUGGGAGAACCCUGCACAUAGCCACAAACAGCCUGCACCCCCUCCCCCGCACGGCUGUAGACACACCCACACAAUGGUGAGACACACCCACUCCUCCAGCUCUUCCUCUUCCUGUCACUCCCGGAGGGUGGUGCGCCGGCGUGCGAGACUCUCUGACUGCGGGGGAGGUUCGGGUUCAGAACAGGGCCAGAUGGUCCAGGAGGAGAUGUGUGUGACAGAGGAGGUGCAGCAGAGAGUGGAGGUAGAACAGGAUGGAGACACUCAAGUAAAGGUGUGCAGGAUCAGCCGGUGCUGCAGCCGCAGUGAAGUGACUGCUACUGACAGCAACCUACGGCCUCGCAGCAGGAGGUCUAUUGAGGAUGACAGAAUUGAGGAAGGAGCUGACAGGCACAAGAGGCUCCACGAUGAUCUGAUGAUGUCUGAGGGGGAGGAGCGUCCACUAUCUACAGUAAGCAACUCCUCACACGUCCUCCAGACGCUGCAGGAGGACCAAGAUUAUGAGGAGGAUGACCUGCCGCCUAGCGCUUCACAAUGCUGCCAUAGCGCUGAGCAAACACCAUCACCACCCUCCAAACCACAAAGCUAUGUGUCAGUCAACUCCUGCCAUUGGCGAGAUGAAAAGGCAACUGGGGAAGCCUCUGAGGACUUCUCCUGUCACUGCAGAUCAGCCAACCAUAGUUCAGUGACUGCAGCAGAUGAGGUGGAUCGGGCUACCAGCUCCAGGUCCAAAACAAGCCACGCAUCUCACAGAUCCAGCAAAACCAGAACGCCAAAUCCGGAGGAAGAAGGGGCUGCAGAUGAUGAGGAUGAAGAUGAGGAGGCAGCACAGAAAAGGGUAUUGAGCGGUUUGUCCAAUCAUACAGGGCAUUCACUGGGAUCUGGCCAGUUGGGGUCAUCUAGUGUAUGUCUUCAUUGUGGGGGCUGCAAACGGGGAACCACCCCUGGUUCCUUUGCCUCAGCCACCUCCAACCAUGGAGCAGAGGAACCCUGCAGCAGAGCCUCACAUAGGUCCCAUCACUCCCAUGUUGCCACUCCGAAGCCUGACACGCCUCUGUCAAACCAAGAUGAUGCAGAUGACGGCAGUGAUGGUGAGCGGGUGGCUAGUGGCAUGUCUGAUGGUUCUGACAUUUCAGCUGUAUCAACAAGAUCCAACAAGUCCAACCUUACUCACCAUGGACGUGCCUCUGUUACUUCCAAUGGUCGAGUGGUUAGUGCCAUGUCCAGAGCUUCCAAUCAGUCAAAAUACUUUUGUUCCCCCACACCACCAGAGGAAACACUGACUGAGCUAGCAGAAGAGGAGAAAGAGAGGGCACUAAGUACCAUUUCAGACACGAGCCACAGGUCCAAGAGUUCUCAUAGGUCUACCUGUAAUGGCGGCAUGGGAGCCACAGUCCCAGUAAAGGAGGAAAGAAGCCUCAGUGCCAUGUCUGCUAAGUCCAAUCACUCUGCCAGGUCUGAUAAAUCCCAUAAGUCCUCCCAAGCUUCAGAGAGAGCAGUGUCUUCUAAAUCUGAAACAGCUGAGGACACAAGGGCUGAUGAAAAACCAGAAGACAGAGCUGCCAGCGCACUGUCAGUCAAAUCGGCUAGGUCUAAUAUUUCAGCUAAGAGUAACAGGUCACACACAUCAAACCACAGUGGAACAGAAAAUCUCCCCGAUAUCAAAUCAACAGAGGGAGAAGAGGGAGAAGAGGGAGGAGAGGAGGUAGAAACUGUUGGAGAGAGACCCGCCAGCAUUAUGUCAGCUAAAUCAGUCACAUCAGUAAAGACAUGUAAGUCUGCCAAGUCUCAUGUAUCCACAGUGUCCCUAAAGUCUAAAUGCUCUGGUGCACCAGCCAAAGACACAGCAGAGGCCGGAGAAGAAAAGGGAGAGGAGGAGGAGGAGGAGGAGGCAAGACCUGAAAGCAGGGUGUCUGCUAAUUCUGCUAAAUCAAAUGUUUCAGAAAAAUCCCACAUAACCUGUAAGUCCGACUGUAGUCAGUGUCAAAGCGACGUGUCUCCAUGUCCUGAGUCAGCAGGUGCAACAGUUAUAGACACAGGAGAUGAUGAGCAGCAGAAGGAGAAUGAAACAGAAGAGCGGUCACCAAGCGCCUUGUCGACAAAAUCCGAUCUGUCAGCCAAGUCCAGCAAAGCUUUGGAAAGGUCAUCAUCUCCCUGGCCAGAAGCUGUGAAAGAUGGAGAAGAAAGGCCAACCAGUGGAAUGUCUGUAAAAUCAACUAAAUCAAACAUGUCGGCUAAGUCCACAAAGUCAUGCAGGUCUCACUGUAAUGGCAGUGUAAGAGCUGCAUCAACCAGUUCCAAGGUGGAAGAGGAGGCAGAAGAAAGAGGAAAGGCAGAGGGAGAGGAAACAGAAGAGCGGUCACCAAGUGUAAUGUCUGCUAAAUCAGCUCAGUCAAAUAUUUCUGCAAAGUCCACAAAGUCGCAUAAGUCCAGCUGCAACGGCAGUGCACAAGCUAUGUCUGAAAGUAAAAGUGCAGCAGGUGAGGGUGAAGACGGCAGUGGAGAGGACACAGGAGAGAAUACAGAGGGAGGUCAUGAAAAUACAGAGAGGUCAGCAAGCAGUAUAUCCCGUAAAUCAAGGAGGUCUAAUAAAUCUAAUUAUAAUGGCGGUACAAGAGCGAGCUCUAAAACAGAAAUGGUUGGUGAAGAAGUGGAAGAAAAUGCAGAGGGAGAUGUGAAUGAUGAGAGGGCUGCCAGUGCUCUGUCUGGGAAAUCAGCUAAAUCGCAGAUAUCAGCUAAAUCUCACAAAUCACAUUGUAGCCAAAGUUCAAGACUGGAUUCUCUGGCCAAAGAUACAGCUAACAUGGAGGAUGAUAGUAUGGUAGGGAGAGCCCCCAGCACCAUGUCAGUGAAAUCAAACACUUCUGCUAAAUCUUCCAAGUCCGAUAAAUCCAGUUGCAUUGGAAAAGGCCAGUCUAGGAAUGCGAAUGAGGGUGAUAUGCCUAGUGUUAAAGAGGACAACCAAAAUGAAACAAACAUUGCUGAGAUGGAGCCAGAGGGAGAAAGGACAACUAUUUCCCUCUUAGUCAAAACAGAGGAAAGGGCCGACAGUGUCAUAUCAGUGAAAUCUAAAUCAUCAGUGAAGUCCUGUAAGUCAAACUGCAGGAGGACUGUCAAAGUAUUGUCCCCCAAUCCUCAUACAGAAGACAAUGUUACCAUCAAAACACCAGAGGAGGUGGAUGAAGAAGAGAAAAAGCAAGCAGAAGAGAAAGCUGCCAAGUCACAUCACUCCAACUGCAAUGGAGCAGCUGAUGUUCCUGUUAUUGAAGCAGUGGAUACAGAUGAAGUGGAAAGCAACAUGUCCAUCAAAACUGCCUCCACUGUAAAAGCCAAGCCAAAGGUGGAUGGGAAAGCAGGGAGAUCGAAGAGUGCUCUACCAGGGGAGUCUAACUCUGGUCAAAUGCUCUCACCAAGGAAGUCCCCCUCUUCACGAUCCCCCUCACCAAAGGUGUCAAGCUCACCCAAAGCUCCAGCUCCACACCUCAGCACUCCGCCCUCCCCUCCCAAGCAGUCAUCACCCAGGCCUGGCGUUGGAGAAACACGAGGGCGCAGCGCCUUGUCUGUUCACUCUGCAGCUUCUGCCAAGUCAAACAGGUCUAAGUGCAGCUGUGGAGCUUCUUCAGCGCUUCAAAAGGGGAAGAAAGAGGAAGAGGAGAAAAAGAAGGAGGAGGAGAAAACAGAGGAAGUGCAAAUGAGUGAGGAGGUAGCUUCUGAGCGGCCCCUCAGCAUCCUAUCAUCCACGUCAAAGAGGUCAAGGAAAGACUCCGAAGACGCAGAGCAACCACCAAGUCAUGCCUCCUCAGGGUCUGUCACCCUCGGGUUACCUGAUGACCAAGACCAGGAAUCAGGUGACUCAGACAGUGGACAGUCCCACAUCUCUUUUCACACAAAGACAUCCACCCGCUCUCACAGUAAGAGAACAACAAGGACAGAAACCUCUAGUGUCACAGAAAAGACAAAAGAGGAGGAUACAAACACUACUCUGGUAUCCAGACCGGCUGACAUCCUGGAAAGUGAAACAUUAGGAGGAGAUGAGGAGGGAGAGCAGAUACUGGGAAGCGCAGUCAGUGCUCUUUUGGACAAGAGUAAUAUGUCUGUGAAAAGCAGCAGGUCUCCAAAGCCAGUCUGCAGCCAUUGUGGAAAAGCGGUACCUCCAAAACAACCCAACAAGAUGGGUGCUAAAGAGCAAGAGGUUGAAACAGGGAGUGUGAAGUCUGCUUCAACUACCAGAGCAUGCAAAACCACUGGUAGUCACCUGGACACAUCUGAAAACAGGACCUCGUCUCCAUUGUCAUCAUUAAGCUUGAACGUUCGGAGCAAAUCACGUGCUAAAGCCACCACUAAACCCACUGAUACUGCAAAGACACUCGCUGAAGAAUCAGACAAUGAGGAAAACAAGGCAAUCAGUAGACCGUCUAGUCAGGCCAAAGGGCAAAAUGACACCACAGAUGAGAUGGUGCCCAGUGUCAGCUCUAAGAGUGUAAGGCCUGAGUCGGCAGCAUCAAGCUACUCACUCUCCAAACCAAAAUCCUUCAAGGAGAACAACGAGGAGGAGCAAUCCAAUCGCAGCAACUCUAAUCUCGAAGUCAAAUGCCACGAGGACAAAUCCGAAGCAACAAGUGACAAUCGCAGUGUCCAAUCUGCCAAGACUUCCAAGAGGGGAGCAAGCCCUAAAGAAUCCUCAAGCACUUGUCCUCUGAACAACUCCAAAUUGGCAAUCAAAACGGAGAACUCCAGUGAAAGGGCUCUCUCACACUCCAUGUCAGCCGCUGACCUGCUGAGAGAAACCAUAGCUGCUGGGUGUCCACUCAGCCGACAGUCAAAGGGCAGCAAUGCCAGUGAAAAGACCAGGAGUGAGAAGAGUGAGAGGUGCCGAAGAAACAGGAAACAGGAAAAGGAAGUGGCAGAGCCGGAGCUGACCCCUGCUAGUUUGCCCAAUGCAUCGCCAAAUGAGGUUGUCAGCGAUUGGCUGCUGAACAUUCCGACAGAUGGCGACAUGUUUACACUCGGGGAUGAGCUUAUCGAGGCAGGAGAGGAGGAGAAGGAGGUGAAGGAGGUGGAAGAGGAUCCUGGAGAGGAGGUAGCAAAGGAAGAAGAGAAUCCAGAAGAUGAGAAAGGAGAGGAGGAAGAGACCAUAGAGAAAGUUGAGAUAGAAGAGGGGGAGGAGGAGAAGGAAGCUGAAGUAGAGGUGGAUGGAGCGGAGGGAGAAGACAAGUCUGAUGCAGCCUUCAGUGAUUCUCUAUUGAGGAACUGUCAUACUUCAGUGGCAGUGAUGAAUGUUCUACUGAACCCUUCUCUAGGACGAUGUCGUAGCCUACCUGAAGUGUCUGCUGUGUACGGCCGCAGACUGAGCACAUCCGCCAAGGGGCUGUUGGACUGCCUGGCGCAGCUCCAGCUCAUUGAGCCCACGGCGAGCCCCGAAUGCGACCAGCACAAGGACCGCAGCCAGCGCUACAACGAAAUCAUGGCCAUCCUUCAGUCCCUCUGGCUCACCGAACCCAAAGACAUGGCGGAGAAGGCGGGGAAGGAAGCGUGCAAAGACCAGGUCACCCCGCCGAGGUCCUCGUCAGGUGUCGGCAUGAGUAGUGGCUCGGGUGGUUCGGGUAAGGACAAUGGAAAUGAAGGAGGGAUUGAAUCGCCGUUGAAACUGGCAGCGUCUAUCCACGAGGAAGUUGAAGCCGAAGAGGAAGCAGAAGGGGAAGCAAUGAAGGAACAUGUAGAAACAGGAGAGGAUGUGGAAGAGGAGGAGCAGAGUGUCCCAGCAGAAGAAUCUGUUCAGUCUGAACACGUUGAUACUCCCCCUUCAUCUCCAAAACACGGAGACAUCCUUUCACACCUGGACAGCCCCAAAGCCAUUGACAGCCCAUCCUCACUGGACAAGAGCUCUGCCAAUGACAGCUCCAAAUCGCCCUCUGACAAUGAGCGAGAGACCCCCGAGGACUUCAGUUCAGGCACAACACCCAACAUCUUGCGAGGGCCAUUGAGUAAGCGGCCUUCCCAGGACCCCGAUCCAGUGUGGGUUCUCCACCUCCUGAAGAAACUGGAGAAGCAGUUCAUGAGCCACUACACUGACGCCAUGGAGGAGUUCAAAGUUCGCUGGGAGCUGGAUGACAGUGCAGUCCUGGACACCAUGAUUGCAGAGCUGAGAAACGAGGUGAGGCAGCGUAUCCAGACCAGCAUAGACCGGGAGCUGAGGAAGAUUCAAAGCCGUGCUGGGAGAGGGGCGAGGUCACCCAGACCCCCACAUAAUGGGCACCUUUCCAGGGAGUCCACCAUGACAGAACGCCGGCGCCGGAUGUUAAAGGUCAUGAAGAACCAGUCUGUGAAGACCGCUGACUCCCUCAGUGACGGGGAGAUGACGGGGGAUUUCAGCGACCAACGCAGCGAGGACGAUUACUGCCCAUGUGAUGCCUGUGUACGCAAGAAGAUGGCCGCCCGGCCGGUCAGGAUGCACCCCUCCGAAACCACAGCACCAAUGAUGAUGGAGUUUGACCUCCUCAAGAUACUCCAGCUGAAGAGCAACCCAGUCCCGGAACCUGAAGUGCUGUCAUCGGCAUCCGCAGAAGAAAAGAGCAACAGCACCGGCACAGAUGAGGAGGGGAGAAAUUUAGAGGUGGAGGAGGAGGAGGAGGAGGAAGAGACCAAAGAGGAUAUCGAACCUGGCAUCGUUUUAGAGGAGACGAUCCCGGAGGAAGAUGAAGAGGAGGAGGAAGAAGAAGAGAAGGAGUCUGAAAAAGGGGAGAGCGAAACAGCGGGAGAGGGGACGGAGGAAGAGAUCAGCGAAGAGAAAGAGGAGGAGGAGGAGGAGGAGAGUAACAAGGACACAGGGACAGGAGAUACAGAGGGCGGAGGAGAGACGAGUGAAAACGGACAAGAGGAGGAGGAAGAAGAGUGUGCGGCGCCUGAACUAAAGGCAGAGAAAGAGGAGGCAGAAACGACAGAGAAGGAGAGCGAGGAAGAGGAGGCGGCUGGAGAGACGGAGGGUGACAGCACUGCGAAAGAGUCGACGUCAGUGGAGGAGCAGCCGCACGGAGACCAAAGCGGUUCGGCCGAGGCGGAAGAUGAAGAUGAUGGGGAGGACGACACGGAUCACGGAGAAGAGACACAGAAAGAGGAGGGUUCAAAUGAGGACACGCCCCCUCCACAGGAAGAAAGUCCGACUUUAGGUGUGACGGAGGGGGAGGAGGCCGAUGCUGAGGACUCCGACAGCGACAACAAAAAUCCAAGUAACGCGAGUGGCGACGAAUCGGGACAGGGGGCAGACGAGACCGCCGGAGCCAAGGAAAGUGAGGAGGAGAUCGGGGAGGACAUUGUUGAGGAGGUCAAGCCCGAGGAGGACGAGAAAGAGGAGGAGAACGCAGGCGCAGGGGGGCAAGGAGGCGACGAAAACGUUCUUCUCCAUCAGAUCACGAGGACCUCGGUCGAGUCCCAGCCCGGCUCCAUGGAGGCCAUCGAUACAGUUUCAACCCUGUGCCCCGCAAGCCCAGUAGAGGUCCAGGAACCGGCCUCCAAACUAGCCACGACUCUAUCAGCUGGCGACGGAGCAGCUGGUAAGAGUCGGGUAAGGAGCAAGUCCCCGGCAAGGAUCAAACACCGCAAACCCAAAAAGAGCGACGUUGAACUCUAA
Molecule: messenger RNA, 8976 nt
Organism: Lampris incognitus (smalleye Pacific opah)
Lineage: Eukaryota; Metazoa; Chordata; Actinopteri; Lampriformes; Lampridae
Product: retinitis pigmentosa 1-like 1 protein
Exons: 11
Coding region: 1-8976 (2991 amino acids)
Biological process (GO): axoneme assembly; photoreceptor cell development; retina development in camera-type eye
Cellular component (GO): axoneme
Source: RefSeq, a predicted model, not a curated record